Molecule: messenger RNA, 2422 nt
Organism: Brassica rapa (field mustard)
Lineage: Eukaryota; Viridiplantae; Streptophyta; Magnoliopsida; Brassicales; Brassicaceae
Product: amino acid transporter AVT1I
Biological process (GO): amino acid transmembrane transport
Cellular component (GO): vacuolar membrane
Molecular function (GO): L-amino acid transmembrane transporter activity
Source: RefSeq, a predicted model, not a curated record
AAUUAUGAAAAUUGACAAACACACAAAUAAUAUAUUUCUUAUCAAAAUUUAAUAUAUUUUCUUAAUAUGUAUAAAAAUAUAUAAAAUACCUUUUUUAGAAAUACAAGGAGUAUAAUAUAAACCGUUGAAACCAAAGCUACUCUCUAUGUUUCAUGUUAUAGGUAGUUUUAGGGGAAAAAGGUUUGUUUCAAUAUAUAGGUAGUUUUCAUAUUUCAAUGCAUUUUUGUACUUAUUGAAUAUUUUGUGACCAAUAAUUAAUACAUACUUUGUAUGAUUGGUUGCACUUAUACAUAAAUGAUACUUUUUGAAAAGUAACAAAUUUCUUGAUAUUGAUAUUUUUAACUUAAACUACUUGCAUUUUGAAACAGAGGGAGCAGUAAUCAUUUAAGCAAAAUCAAAAUAAUCACAUAAAAUUUUAUGCAGAUCUUUACUUACUCAAAUAAUUUUUUUUUUUGUAAAUACUUGCAGUAUUACACUUAACUUAUGAAACUUCAAUUAUUUAAGAAUGGCGAUUUUAUUUUGGUGAGGAAUGGAAUCAAAAGGCACCACUUCGAUCGCCAGCCAACAAGUUCAUCGAAGGAUAUUUCUUUGGUUUUGGAUUGCUUUGAUUAGCGAAGUAAGGAUAUUGUAUUCGUUUAAUUGAUAUUUUAAAAAGUAGCAUAACUGAAAUGACCACCAUUUUAAAAAAAUUUGAAAUGUAGAUUCCAAAUUUUUGUCAUUAUGGUAUUAAUGAUUGGAUGUGUUUUAGGUUAAAAAUAGACUUCGUAGGUUAGAGGUCUGUAAGUCUAUAAUUUAGAAUAUUGUUUACAUUUGAGUGAAAAAAAAGAAGAAGAAGCUAAAAUCUAGUAGUUAGUUGGUAGUGAAUCCCUAUCGUGUAGGACUUUAAAUCCUAAUCACCUAAAAAGUUUUGUCUUCACUUUCAUAUGCGUGAGACUCCACUCAUUCCUUUUUCGUGAUCCGUAAACUUAAAUAGGACUACCUGUUCAAGUGCCAUUCUUCAGGCUCGACGAUUCACUUUGGAGAUUAAGUAAGCUCCUUAGAGUUACACAAACUAUUCCCAUUUAUUUUCCAGUUAUCAGCAAUGGAAGAAGAUAACCAAGAAAAACAACUUGAAGAUGGCGGAUCUUCUUCUCUCUUUAAGACUUGUUUCAACGCACUCAAUGCUUUUUCAGGCAUUGGAAUAUUAUCAGUACCAUAUUCACUAGCUCGUGGAGGAUGGUUAAGUCUAUCACUUCUGUUACUCCUAGCCGCAACCGCCUUCUACACAUCUCUGCUCAUUACAAAAUGCAUGAACGCUGAUCGCAGCAUUAAAACCUAUCCGGACAUUGGAGAACGUGCGUUUGGUAAACCAGGGAGAAUAAUUGUGUCAGUCUUCAUGCACCUAGAACUAUACCUAGUCACCACUGGCUUCUUGAUCAUGGAAGGAGACAAUCUUCAUAAUCUUUUCCCGGGGUUUAACAUCAAAAUGAUCGGUUUAAGAUUGAACGGUAAACAAUCGUUCAUGGCGUCAGUGGCCCUUGUAAUCAUGCCAACUCUUUGGUGGGAUAAUCUAAGCGUCUUGUCUUAUGUUUCUAUGAGUGGUGUUUUAGCUACGGUCUUGACUCUUGGAUCAAUAUCUUGGGUUGGAGCUGUCGAUGGAAUCGGGUUUCGUCAAAGUGGAAAGCUGAUUAACUGGAGUGGCAUCCCUACAGCUUUGAGCUUGUAUGCUUUUUGCUAUGGCGCACAUCCCGUGUUGCCCACUUUGUAUAAUUCCAUGAAAAGUAAACAUCAGUUCAACAAUGUCCUACUUAUAAGUUUUAUAUUAUGCACCAUAGGCUACACAUCAAUGGCGGUAUUGGGCUAUUUAAUGUACGGAUCAAAUACUCUAUCGCAAAUAACACUGAAUCUUCCGACUCAUAAGACGAGCUCAAAGGUGGCAAUAUACACAACCCUCGUAAACCCCAUAGCCAAAUACGCAUUGAUGAUCACACCAACAGUGAACACCAUAAAAGAUUGGUUUCCUUCGCGUUACGCCAAGAAAACAUAUUUGCAUCUCUUGAUAAGUACAUUAUGUAUAGCAAGCAGUGUGGUCAUCGCUGAGACAUUUCCGUUCUUCGGUUAUAUGAUGUCUUUGGUUGGAGCGUUACUGAGUGUAACGGUCUCUAUUCUUCUCCCUUGCUUAUGUUACUUGAAGAUCUCAGGAAGUUUCAAGAAGUUUGGGUUUGAGACUAUCAUGUUGUUUGGUAUGGUGGCUAUGUGUGUUCCUAUUGGAGUCUUGGGUACUUACAUUGCAAUUCGAGAGUUAGUUAUUAGUGUUUGAAAGUUUGAUAUUAUGAGGCCAGUGUUUGUAGCAAAUAAAGAUGUUAAAUCAAUUCACAUAUGUUUGUAUUUCUAUUAUCGCUUUCUCUAAAGUUACUUUAUAGUGGAUGUUGUUUCAUUAAUA